AUGAACCGGUUGUUCGGAGCAAAGAGCAACGCGCCCAAACCAACGCUUAGCAGCGCCAUAUCCAAUGUCGACACACGGAUAGAAAGCAUCGAUGUCAAGCUCGCCAAACUGAACGCCGAACUAAGCACCUAUCAGCAGAAGCUCGCCAAGAUGCGAGACGGACCCGGCAAGACGGCCAUCAAGCAGAAAGCCCUCAAAGUCCUGCAGCAGCGGAAACAGUAUGAAGCGCAACGCGACCAACUGCAAGCGCAGUCAUGGAACAUGGAACAAGCCGGCAUGAUGCAAGAUAAUCUAAAGAAUAACAUGACCACCAUCGACGCCAUGAAGACGACGACCAAGGAACUGAGGAAGCAGUACGGCAAGAUCAACAUUGAUCAGAUUGACAAACUUCAAGACGAAAUGGCAGACCUCAUGGACAUGGGAAACGAUAUACAAGACGCUAUAAGCCGCAGCUACGAUGUACCAGAGGAUGUGGACGAGUCGGAACUGGAUGCCGAGUUGGAAGCCUUGGGCGACGAAGUCGACUUUGAGGGUAUUGGAGAAUCCUCCGGUGUACCCAACUUUAUGCUGGACGAGACCGCACCACCACAAUUUAUCGAUGAAGCGCCUACAACUGGUGGAAAAGUCAAGGAAGCUGCGGGCUGA
Messenger RNA from Bipolaris zeicola 26-R-13, 645 nucleotides. RefSeq lists its product as uncharacterized. NCBI's taxonomy places the organism in Eukaryota, Fungi, Ascomycota, Dothideomycetes, Pleosporales, Pleosporaceae. The transcript has 2 exons. Gene Ontology annotation, biological process: late endosome to vacuole transport via multivesicular body sorting pathway; vesicle budding from membrane. Gene Ontology annotation, cellular component: multivesicular body. Bases 1 to 645 code for a protein of 214 amino acids. The record is from RefSeq and is a predicted model, not a curated record.